Pseudomyrmex gracilis is the source of this 1922-nucleotide messenger RNA. Its product is annotated as cysteine sulfinic acid decarboxylase-like. Gene Ontology annotation, cellular component: cytoplasm. NCBI's taxonomy places the organism in Eukaryota, Metazoa, Arthropoda, Insecta, Hymenoptera, Formicidae. Gene Ontology annotation, biological process: carboxylic acid metabolic process. Gene Ontology annotation, molecular function: pyridoxal phosphate binding; carboxy-lyase activity. The transcript has 9 exons. Bases 16 to 1575 code for a protein of 519 amino acids. The record is from RefSeq and is a predicted model, not a curated record.
GCAAGCGAGACGAAUAUGGUAUUCGAUAGAUCGUUUAGUAGCGAUCGGUCAUUCGCUGGACACGCUCGCUUUGUUCUGACCAGACUCAAAGUCAGUGUAUUGUUCACAAUGGAUGAGCCAGGCAUUAACGACACAAUCGAGUUACUAGAAAGAUUCUUGAAGAUUCUCAAAGAGGAACAAGUUUUUGAUCAAAAUGCGCAUCAUCCUGUCGUGCGAUUUCUUCAUCCUUCAGAAUUACAUAAAGAAAUUCCAAUUUCGUUGCACGAGGAAUCAGCGAGCGACGAGGAAAUCGAGAGAGCAAUACGACAGACCAUAAGAUACUCCGUGAAAACAUCAAGUCCACAUUUUCACAAUCAACUCUACGCUGGCAUUGAUAAAUACGGUUUAAUCGGUUCCUGGCUAACAGACGUCUUGAACACCAGCAUAUAUACUUACGAGGUUGCUCCCGUAUUUACUCUGAUGGAGAUGGAAAUUAUACGAAAAUCGGCGGAGCUGUUCGGCUAUCCGGCCGACAAUAGCGACGGUAUUUUGAAUCCGGGCGGUAGUUUGUCCAACAUGUACGGGAUGGUGAUGGCUAGAUUCAGGAAAACACCGAAUGUCAAGGAGCUGGGUUUGCGUGAAUCACCUCAAUUAGUGUGUUUCACCAGCGAGCAAGGUCACUACUCAAUCGUAAAAGCUGCCCAUUGGCUCGGCUUGGGCGUUAACAACGUUUACAAGGUGCAGACAGACGAGUACGGUCGCAUGAAACCGAAUGAUCUGAGACGACUCGUGAAAAAGUCGAGAGAUGAAAAUAAACUACCGUUUUUCGUGAACGCUACCUGCGGUAGUACGGUGCUCGGCGCCAUCGACCCGUUGGAAGAAAUUUACGCGAUCUGUCAAGAAGAAGAACUCUGGUUUCACGUAGACGCCUGUCUCGGUGGUUCCGUGAUAUUUUCGAAAAAAUAUCAGCAUCGAUUGCUAGGCAUUGCAUUAUCGGACUCGCUAGCUUGGAAUCCACACAAGAUGCUCGGAGUACCGUUACAAUGUUCUCUGUUUCUUGUCAAACACAAGGCCGCGUUGGACACGGUAAACUCCGUGAAAGCUAAGUAUCUUUUCCAGCAGGACAAAUUUUACGACGUGACCUGGGACGUGGGUGAUAAAAGCGUACAGUGCGGUAGGAAGGUAGACGCAAUGAAAUUUUGGUUAAUGUGGAAAGCUCGCGGCACGAGCGGCUUCGAGCAAUCGGUGGAGAAGGCAAUGUAUUGCGCCGAAUACUUUCUGAAACGAAUUAAAGAGACUCCUGGUUUUCGACCGGUUCUGUCUGAAUACGAGUGCAACAACGUUUGUUUUUGGUACAUACCUCCGAGCAUGCGUGGACAGGAAGAGACUCCGAUCUGGUGGCGCGAUAUAUCGCGCGUCACCACCAAGAUAAAAGAGAGCAUGGUUUUAGAUGGAUCUCUUAUGAUCGGUUAUACACCUUUGCCGAAUCUUCUUGUGAAUUUCUUUCGCAUGGUUGUGAGCUGCGAGCCGCCACCUACAGAAGCGUCUAUGGAUUACGUUAUCAGUCAGAUCGAAAGAUUCGGAGCCAAUUUGUAGAAAAGUAUCGCCACCCUGCACACAUACUUAUGGUACAACAAGUGUGUGGUACAUCGUGAUGUGACGUCUUCCGAAUUGUAUACUGCGUUCAGUCAGCGAAUUAUUAACUGUAACAAUUAAAUAGACAUAUAAAAUGUAUCCAAAAUAUAAAUAUAUAAUAAAUAAAACAAUUAAAUAAAACAUGUGCUCCCAAGGACAAUAAAAAAAUGUUUGUAUUUCAAACAAGUGCGGAGAAAUAAAUGCAUCUGGUACAAGAGUUUUUUACUUGCAAUGUACGCAACCUUAACAUUGAUACUUCGUUCUAUUCACAGCGUCGCGAUGUCACAUGCGUUUUUUUUUUUUUUUUA